AUGGGUUUUUUCUCCAGCGUGUCCAACUUUUUCUUCGAUUGUGGGAUCUUGCCUUGGGAUGUGCUCCUCACAUUGCUCAAUCUCGUAAGGAGGAAGCGCCGCAUCGGACACGUCACGCCCGAGGGCCACCCAGGCUAUGGAGGGCACUGGCCCGAGUUUAGGCCUCCUCAGGAGGGUGACUCCCGCUGCUCAUGCCCCGCACUCAACGCGAUGGCCAAUCACGGCAUCCUCCCGCGCAGCGGCCGCGACAUCUCAUUUGUCGAGCUUAACCACCACAUCCGGGCAACUUACAACUUCGGUCCUUCCUUCUGCUCUUUCGUGCCACAUUAUGCCGCUCGCAUGCUGAAGAGAAAUUACAACAUGGACACCUUUAAUUUGGCAGACCUCGAUCUGCACAAUGGUAUUGAACAUGACGCAUCUCUCUUCCGCCUUGACACUGCCCUUGAACCAGACCAAUCGGCGAAGCAUAUACCUUUCAUCGAGGAGUUGCUUGAGUCAGCUACUGGCAAGGACGAGAAAGGCAACGAUAUCCUUACCACCAAAGAUCUCUCCAGGAUUCUUGGCAAGCGUCGUGCAGUGGCGCGUGCAACAAACAGCGAGUUCUCGCUCAGCUUCUUCCACAAGGUGUUUGGUAGCUCCAAUUCCUCGACACUACUCACAAUCUUCGGGGGUCGUGUGGAUGACCUGCGCAGCAUUGUUCUUCAUGAGCGGAUCCCAGAAGGCUGGGAGUCGCGCAUCCGCCAACCCUACGGACUGACUAUGACAAACUUCAACAAAACUGUACUGACAGUUGAACUCGGUGUGCGCGAGAAGGAUUGGGAGGAAGUGGCACAGGAUGCAGCACGCAGUCGUGUUACUCCUGUUUGAAAAUAUCCAACCAGAUGUCUGCCCUCAUGCUAAAACUAAAUCUCGCCACUUUACAUUACGAUGCGUUCAUGGCUUUCUACAUGUACUUAUAUUGGGUGACUAGUGUUAACGUUGUGUUUCUAGCAUCGGUCUGUAUCUGUAUACAUGCCUGACAAUGAACUUCGGAUACCUCGGGAACAAGCUGUGAAGGCACAGA
Messenger RNA from Suillus clintonianus, 1063 nucleotides. Its product is annotated as Chloroperoxidase. Lineage: Eukaryota; Fungi; Basidiomycota; Agaricomycetes; Boletales; Suillaceae. Gene Ontology annotation, molecular function: peroxidase activity. The record is from RefSeq and is a predicted model, not a curated record. The transcript is spliced from 4 exons. The coding region runs from base 1 to 867 and encodes 288 amino acids.